Messenger RNA from Owenia fusiformis, 2000 nucleotides. The record is from the annotation of a GenBank genome assembly. NCBI's taxonomy places the organism in Eukaryota, Metazoa, Annelida, Polychaeta, Sabellida, Oweniidae.
CUUAUUUUUCCCAAACAUAAGUUGAAUUUUAUUAAUAAAAACUCAUAAAGUUAUUUCAUAUAUCUCUUGAAAACAUAAUAUGAUCGUUGGUUGAUUUAUUGUACUUGUUUGUUGUAUAAAAUGCGAUUUCAGGAGUAAUAUCCGGUGAACCCUGGAUUUCAUAACGAGUAUCAAAAGACUUUAUUUCCGUGAGGAUGUUGACAAGGAAAAAACUGACAAUAUGCCUGUUGAUUGGAGGAUUGCAACUGGUGUCAUAUGCUGCUAUGGGUUCCUAAAAGAGAUGCGUCCUUCAGAAGCUUUCCUUACACCCUACCUAAAAGGACCUCUUAAAAACUUAACUGAGGAGCAAGUGAACAAUCAGGUAUAUCCAGUGUGGACAUAUUCAUAUCUGGGUGCCUUGCCUUUGGUCUUCCUUCUGACGGAUCUUCUGAAAUAUAAACCAGUUAUUGUGUUUGAAGCUUUGACAUACAUCGCAACAUGGCUUUUACUACUAUGGGGCCAAGGGGUCUUCCAAAUGCAAAUAAUGCAAUUUACAUAUGGAUUUGCAACUGCGACUGAAAUUGCUUAUUAUUCUUACAUUUAUCCUGCAGUUAGUACAGAUCACUACCAAAAAGUGACUAGCUUUACACGUACAGCUACAUUAUCAGGAAAAUUCAUCGCAGGUACACUGGGGCAGCUUUUGAUAUCUCUUAAAGUGGCUGAUUAUUUUGCCCUGAACUGUGUUUCACUAGGUAGUGUUUCGCUGGCGUUUAUCGUAUCACUAUGCCUCCCAAGUGUUAAAUUUGGAAGAUAUUUUAGGGAUCGAUCUCAACCUGAGUCAGUCAAUCAAACUAAUGAAGCCCCGCCUACCAUCCCUCAUCAUGAUAAUCAAAUCAAUGACAAUUCAUCUGUUUCUCAGAACAAUAAGGAAUUAUCAGAUUCAGCACAAAUAAGAAAUCAAAUAAGUGAAGCCACUCCCAUAAACAGUGCAAUAACUCCUCCUACUGACAAACAGACUCCUCCUUCUUUCAACCAAACUCCACCCACAUAUGAAACAGAUUGCCAACAAGAACUCAGGUGCAGCAAUGCAGCCUGGGAAAAUGAUACCAGCUCCAUAUUAGGUAGUAUAUCAAGUCUAAGUCCAUAUAAGGUAACAUCUGGUUUCUACGGUAACAAUGAUCCCAUUACUGAAGAAAGCACAUCAAGGAGUGGUUCUACAGAAGUCCCAAAUGAUGUUACAAAUGGUGUCAGCGGUCGGAUUAAAAACAGCAAGACUUUAAAAGCAAUGUGCUCAGAAAACUUCACUUUACUAUGGAGAGAUUUCAGAGACUGCUACACAAAUAUGUAUCUGCUGAAGUGGUCAUUAUGGUGGGCAUUUGCGACGUGUGGGAAUUUCCAAGUUGGGAACUAUAUCCAGAACCUUUGGGAUGUGAUUAGUCCAUCACGGGAUAACCCAGGCGUGUAUAAUGGGGCUGUGGAGGCAUUCUCAACUCUCUCUGGGGCCCUCAUUGCGCUGGGACUUGGCUACGUCAAAUUCAACUGGAGGAUUUAUGGGGAACUUCUGAUGGGUGUGAUCUCAUUGGUUGAUGCAGUCCUUCUUAUUGUGAUGUCACAGACUCAUAGUAUAUGGAUUGCUUAUGUGUUCUAUGUGAUGUUUAGAGCAUCAUACCAAAUGGUCAUCACUAUAGCAACGUUCCAAAUAGCUGGCCAGCUUGUGACUGAGAGAUAUGCCUUGGUGUUUGGAUGCAACACAUUUGUUGCCUUGGCGCUACAGACAACAAUGACUGCCAUCCUAGUUGAUAAAGGAGGUCUGGACUCCCCUGUCACGACACAGUUCAUAGUGUAUGGCUCUUACUUUGGACUCCUAGGUGUAGGAUUUAUAACAAAGGCAGCAUAUACACUGUUUACAAAUGGCUGCAGAAGAAGUUGGAGACAGAGGUUUAUCACAGAUUACAACGAACUUGAAGAAGAGAGACUAUAGAUAUCGGGCCCAUAGUCGGGGGUUCAUGCACCCCCCACCC